Cannabis sativa is the source of this 1326-nucleotide messenger RNA. RefSeq lists its product as uncharacterized. The transcript has 3 exons. Bases 555 to 1235 code for a protein of 226 amino acids. The record is from RefSeq and is a predicted model, not a curated record. Lineage: Eukaryota; Viridiplantae; Streptophyta; Magnoliopsida; Rosales; Cannabaceae.
ACCUUGUUACUAAUUGUUUGAUUAGUAGUGUUUACUCAAAAAAAGUUCCUGUUGAGAUUUUGAACAUAAUUGGGGUUGAUGAGUAUGGUAGUUUUCCAUGGGGUAUACCAGUGUUUGAAUUAACUUUGCACAAUUUAAAGAUUGGUCUGAGGGGUGUUAUGAAGGGAAAAUGUGUUGUUAAGCCUCUUGCUAAGGUUAAAGGGAAACAUUUGGAAAAGGGUCCUCGAUCUUAUAAACUUCCUGGUUUACCUUUUGCAUUUUUGGUUUGGUUGUAUGAAACCAUUCCUUUGUGCUUGAAGGCAAAGUUUUGUUCCUAUGAUUCUGGUAAACCAUAUAGGUUUUGUAGAUGGAAGAGUAUUGGAAAUCCUAAUUCAAGUGAAGUUGAGAAGAAAGUUCUAUCUUCAAAUAAGGUAUUUUUUAUAUUUUGUAAAUUGUUUAUUUGUUGUUUUUAUUAUAUUUUGUAAACUAAUUAUUUUUUCUUGUUUUGCUAGCUGAAAGGAAAACAUAUUGUGCCUACUGAAGAUGAAAUAAAAGGUUUAUUGGUGCUUACUGGAAUGGAGUUUAUUGGCCGAGAAGAGUCAGAUGAUGACUUUGAUGAUGUUCCAUUCUCAAAGUUUAAUGUUGAUAGAGUUGGAUCUUCUGGUGUACAGAAGGAGUUUACUGGUGGGUUUGAUGUCGAUGGUGUGAUGCGUAAGAUGAAGGAGUUUAUUUCUAGGCAAAAGAAGACUGAUGAGUCUAUUGAAGUAUUGAAUAAUGUGUUGGAGGGUAGAUUCAAGGAGUUGCAGUUAAGUCUUCAGUCGUAUAUUGACUCAAAGAUCAGUGAAGGCUUGGUUUUUUUUAUGGAAUUGAAGUUUAAUGAGUUGAAGGAAGCUAUUGAAAAUGCAAAAAUUUCUAAAGAUGGAAAUGAUAGUCCUGAUGAGAGCGAUGGCAAGAAUGAUGAUUUAAAUGAUGUUGAAGUUUUUGAUGUGAAAAGUCAAGAUGCAAUUGAAACUGUUGGACUCGAUGAGAAUAUCCAAUAUACUCAGGUUUUUAAUGAUGAUGCUCCUUCAUUUGAUAUUAUGAGUUUUAUUUCUAGUAAACCUGAUUGGUUUACUGAAGAAAAAAAGAAUACUGAUAAAUUGAAUGAUGAAGAACAGGUUGUUGAUGAUCAUGGCCUAUUUAAGGAUGUUGUUAAAAAAUCUAAGGAGGAUGAAGAUGAUGGUGGUGAUGACCAGGCAAGUUUAUUUAUUUUUUAGUUUUUUCAUUAUUUAGAUGAUUUGUUACUAUGUUGGUUGUUGUCUCUGUCAAAUGUUUUUUAUGUUUGUUUUGUAUAUUUACAGGGUUUGG